Molecule: messenger RNA, 1606 nt
Organism: Mangifera indica (mango)
Lineage: Eukaryota; Viridiplantae; Streptophyta; Magnoliopsida; Sapindales; Anacardiaceae
Product: katanin p60 ATPase-containing subunit A-like 2
Exons: 11
Coding region: 250-1443 (397 amino acids)
Molecular function (GO): ATP hydrolysis activity; ATP binding
Source: RefSeq, a predicted model, not a curated record
AAAAAGCCCCUGUGCAGCUGUGCUACUCUGGACAGUGGAGUCAGGUCUCCAACGGGACUUUUUCUUGGACAACUUUGUCUAAUUAAAGCACAUGAUUCUGCUUCGACUCUAUUUUUCUCUUCUCUGAAUACUGUAGAAUCUCUUGUCUGAGUUGUCACUGGCUAUAGAACUCACUAGCGAGUUCGACAACGACGGAGAGAGAAGCUAUUUCAGAUAUCUCUUUUGCUUCUCUUCUCAUAAUCGUCAUCAAUGGCCGAUGAACCUUCCCUCACUCGCUGGUCAUUUCAGGAUUUUAAAAUGUUUUAUGAUGCCAAGUUUGGGAUAAAGAAACAAACGGAAUCAUCACAAAAUGGUCAAAGCACUGAAAAGCCGGUUUCUAAUGGGAGUUCAUCGAAUGGGAAUGGCCAUGUUCAGAGGGAAUUGUCCAUUUUCGAGCAGUACCAGAACCAAGCUAGGAGCACAAAUGGAGAAUUGUCUAAUGGAAUUAAUGGGAUACCGCAGAAGCCACUGCUUCCUUCUUUUGAAUCAACUGAAACUCGUGCUUUAGCUGAGAGUUUAUGCCGGGAUAUAAUUCGUGGGAGUCCAGAUGUUAAGUGGGGAAGCAUCAAGGGGCUAGAGAAUGCCAAACGUUUACUUAAAGAAGCAGUUGUAAUGCCGAUAAAAUAUCCCAAGUAUUUCACUGGCCUUCUAUCACCAUGGAAGGGUAUUCUUCUUUUUGGCCCACCAGGAACAGGAAAGACAAUGCUUGCAAAGGCCAUUGCAACAGAGUGUAAGACUACAUUUUUCAAUAUUUCAGCAUCUUCUGUUGUCAGCAAAUGGCGUGGUGAUUCAGAAAAGUUGAUAAAGGUAUUAUUUGAACUUGCAAGGCAUCAUGCUCCUUCAACCAUAUUUCUGGAUGAAAUUGAUGCAAUAAUCAGUCAUCGUGGUGAAGGACGCAGUGAGCAUGAAGCUAGUAGGCGUCUGAAAACUGAGCUAUUGAUACAGAUGGAUGGUUUGACACGGACUGAUGAACUUGUAUUUGUUUUGGCGGCAACAAAUCUUCCUUGGGAAUUAGAUGCAGCCAUGCUUCGGCGUCUUGAGAAGCGAAUCCUUGUACCUUUGCCAGAACCAGAAGCAAGAAGAGCCAUGUUUGAAGAACUCUUGCAUUCACAGGCUGAUGAGGAGGGUCUUCCUUAUGAUGUAUUAGUGGAAAGGACUGAAGGAUAUUCAGGAUCAGAUAUCCGGUUACUCUGCAAAGAGAUAGCAAUGCAGCCCCUGAGACGAUUAAUGGCACUCCUUGAAGAGAGGCUGGAUGCAGUAGCCGAGGAUGAACUACCAAAAGUUGGGCCAGUUAGAGCAGAAGAUAUAGAGAUUGCUUUGAAGAACACGAGACCAUCAGCUCAUCUUUACGCACACCGAUACGAGAAGUUCAAUGAAGAUUAUGGUAGUCAGAUACUCCAAUGAAAGAUACUGCGCAGUUGAAGAAUUGUUAGUAUAAUUAUUUGUCGCUAGGUGUUUAAGAUUUUAUUUAUGAGUUACGUGAUUUUGUUAGUUAUUUAACCUUAAUCUUUUCAAAUUGUAUUAUUUCAAUACCUAAUUUUCUGAAUUAUAUAUUAUUUAUGAUACA